AUGCCCGCGCGACAGUGCCUGUCCUCCUCGCGCUCACAGUCCAUGGCGAGCGUGGAUGUAUCCAUGGGUGCCGGUCGCGAGCUGUUUAACUGUUUCCACGGCAACCUGAAGCUCCCGUCAAUCAAGAGUCCAGCAGCUCUACAGGACAUGGCUGGAAGAGGCAGAGCAGACGCAGAGGACACGGACACGCUUCUUCACACUGAUUUCAACGACAGCAAUAGUACAUUUGACUGUCCGCCUCUCAAACUGGACCACUGUGACCUCCUCCUGGAUGCAAUGGACGCUCAGCUUAGUCGGCUGCAGGUCCAGCCUUGGAAACGUGAGGCAGUUUCAAAAGAGGCUGACCUCAGCAAUACAGCUCCUUUUGGGUGGAGUCAGUCUCUGAGCAAAGACACGGGCCUGGGAAGUACAAGUCAAACAAAUGACACUCCCAUGUGUUGCUUUGAUUUGGUACACACUCCGACAAGGGAGCAAACAUCAGGCAGCUGGGAAGAUCCUGUCACCCACGAGGAAACUAACGAGAGGCUGGACAGAUGGACGAGAGACAGAGAGGAAACUGAGUCACGCAGGGAGCAGGUCAUCUGGAGGCUCGAGAGGCUGCUUGGAGAUUCCUGUAAUGACGGAAGGAUGGCAGAAGAAACACACCCUCCUUCAGACAGUAUCUGCACUGAGGACUUUGGCAGGCGGUUCAGAGAGGAGAUGGUGGAAAUGGCUUUGCCAGACAGUGCCAUGCAACAGCUAGACAAAGAAGAAGAGGCAGAGAGGACAGACAUUUCUGACAGUGACACGCACCAAAUCCCUCCCAGAGCAGGGGUUGUAACAGACCAUGGAAACAUACAGUACAACAACAGCUGUUCUCCCAGGGCCAAGUGCUUGGCAGGCGUGCCUGUGCGGAGUUUUGACACCGUGUCCAUUGACAGUGACCUCGAUACCGUCUGCACGGAGCACGUUAGGCAGCACAUUCACAAGCGAUCAGGUUGGCGCUCUCUCAUUCAUUCUGUCACGAACAUGAAUGACCACUGUACCACCCAGAGUGACUAUGACACAGCCACACAGGAAGAAAGUGAAUCUCAGUCCACGUCAGUCCAGAGAUCUCCUCACAAACGUGUGCACAACAGAAGUCUCUCUCUGCGUAAAGCUCAACGUAACAAAAAAGAAACUCAUAGAACUGUCUGUUCUUUGAGUGACAAUGAUAAAGACACUGAUGAAGAAAUGAACCCCUGGAGAAGGAAGUCCAACCCUGAGAGGACGUCAGAGAAACUUCAGUCAGACUGGACCAAGAUGAAAGAGCAACUCCGUAAUCUCCAACAAAAAUGUGAGAGAGAGGAGGAGACUCUAAGGAUGAAGAGAGCUCAUUUAAAAGAUGUGGAGCUCUGCCUCUCUGAACUUCAGCAGAAAAGGAAGCAUGCCUUGCAGGAAUUAAAGCGACUGACUUCAGAGAGAUCACAGAUGGAGAAGGAGAGGAAGUCUUUGGAGUCAAAUCUGAGAGAGAGACAUGAAGAGAAGGAGUCUAUUAGUUGCCAGCUACAGACGCUGCAGAGACAGAAAGAAUCCUGUCUCCUUGAGGUUAGAGGUGUCAAAGAAGAUCUCGCAACUCUGACUCAACGUAAACAGACUCUGACAGAUGGAUCCUACAUGAGCAGGAACAAUGUGAUGUCAGUGCUGGAGAGGGAAGAGAUGGAAAGACAGCUGGACAGCACCAAAACAGAGCUGUUUGCUGAGCAGCGCUGUGCGAGAGAGAAGUUGGAGUGCAUGCAAGAAAGGCUGGAGGAGACGCGUGAGGAGCUCCACAGCGCGACAGAAACCGUGAACUCACUGAGGAACAGAUGUUCAUGUCUGGAGGACGAACACAUGCAGAAAAAAGGACAGACUGAGACGCUUGAAGUUCAAGUGAGCGAGCUGCAUGGUGACCUGGGACGAUGUAAGAUCCGACUCGGUACUCUGGAGAAAACGUUGGCCCAGAAAGAGCUGCAGCUGCUGCAUGUACAGGAACAAUACGAGGCCUUACAAGCAGAGAGAGAUGGACUGAGGGGGGAGCUAGAGCACCUGAAAACACAACACUAUGAAGAACUGAAGGAAGCCCAGGAGCAGACCCACAUGUUGAUGGUUAACAAGCAGAGUGAAGAGGAGAAAACCAGGGCUUUGAAAGAAGAGACUCUGGCUCUCACACAGCGCAUCGAGUUCAUGCAAAGUUCCAUUCAGCGUAAAGAAGAAGAAGUGAUAAAGCUGAGAAAAUCUCUGCGGCAGCAAAAGGAGGAGGCAAAGAAACACGAGGAGGACCUGGAAAUAGAGGCCACUAAAAAGGCACACGAGGCAGUAGAGGAGGAGCAGCGGAAAUGGGAGGAAGAAAAAGUGGAGUCGAUGCAGGUGCACUGUGGGAUACUUGAAGAGCAGCACAGAAAGAGUCUGGAAAGCUUGAGGAGUGAGAUGCAGCGAGAGAAGAGUAAAGCACUGGCCUCUCAACAUCAAGUGUUGGAACUAAAAAAAAAAGUGCAGGAGUUGGAGAGCGAGCGCGAUGUGCAGCAGAAAGAGCAGCAGUCUUUGAUGGCUGCCAUUUGCAAAUCGCUAAAAGAGGAGCACCAGGCCGAGCUGCAGCAGUCACAGAGAUACAUGGCACAGAGUCAGAAGACGGCGCUGCGACUCCAGCAGGAUGUUCGGCUGGCGGUGGAAGAGAAUGACAGGCUCAGGGUGAUGCUUGAAGAAAAGGAGAGCAGCCAUAACCUAAUCACUGCUGAGAUGGAACAACAGCUGGGAGCAGAGUGCCAGCAUCUACACCUCCUGCUGGAGCAGAGUGGAGCCAAACACAGUUCAGGGGGACCACCUCUCAGGUUUACAGUCACUGAAGCUCUCACUAACCUGAGAACACUACGAGAGCAACUGAAGAUAUUUAUUAGCCGUCUACUCCAGGAGCUUGUCGCACAGAAACAAACAAAUGAUCAGCUGAGACAAGAUAAGGAGCGAGAGCUGAGCAUUCAGAGACAGCAGCUGAGGGUGGAGCGAGAUCAAGCCUUGUCUUCUAUAAAGAAGCGUCUCAUCCAGGACCACAUCGAGGAGCUGAGCAGCCUGAAAUGGGCUCAGAUGAGCGAUGGAGGAGCUGAGGGAGGAGCGGCGUCGUCUCUCCGCAGGCAGCUGAAGGACAAAGACCUGGAGCUCGUGCAGGUUCAGAGGAGCAUGGCCGAGUGGAAGGAAAACACUGCGGCUCGCCUGGCCUGCAAGUUUGAAGAAGAGCUGACCACUGAACUGGAGAGGUGCAAGGCAAAGUUGUUGAGGGGAAGAAAAGCUUCAAAGACUCGAGAAGAGAGGCAGAGGAAGUUUGACAGGUCUGAUGGUGCAAAGGAAACUCAAAAACCAGCUUGCGGUCCCUCCCUCCACGCUGUGGACUCUGCUGCCUCCCACGGCCCCUCAGACGUGGCUUCGCUCAAACUCCUGAGUUACCUUCAGAGCAGGGUGAAGCAGCUACGUGUAGAAAAUCAGGCCCACACAUGGAGUCCACCUCCCCGAGCUACAGCCCCUGUAGAUUUAUCUGGAUCCUAUCUUAAUACCAUCGCUCAGGGUCAGGACAGUGCUGGGAUUCUGAAUCAAUCUUCAGGUCAGAGAGUCUGAAGCUCAGGACAUGGACCCCGAGUUUCUGAAGUAUGUUAAGCUGUUAUGUGGCCACGCAAAUGAAUCAUUCACCGUUAUAGAACACGUGCUUGAGAUAGCGGACUAACAAGCAGGUCAUGGUGACAAAUGACACAAUGUGCUCACCGAGGUCACAUUCCUGUCUUGAGCCAUUUUAUGGUUUACAGUUAGAGCGAACGGAGACUGAUGAUCUGACAUUUCUCUGCAGACUGAGAAUCAUGUGAGUUAUGUCAAAUAACCUCAUAAAGCUGACAGGUCUUAAGGGUGUCCCCGUAAAUUAACUUUUCUUUUUGUUUGU
Molecule: messenger RNA, 3919 nt
Organism: Mugil cephalus (flathead mullet)
Lineage: Eukaryota; Metazoa; Chordata; Actinopteri; Mugiliformes; Mugilidae
Product: trichohyalin
Exons: 29
Coding region: 1-3603 (1200 amino acids)
Source: RefSeq, a predicted model, not a curated record